Molecule: messenger RNA, 756 nt
Organism: Helianthus annuus (common sunflower)
Lineage: Eukaryota; Viridiplantae; Streptophyta; Magnoliopsida; Asterales; Asteraceae
Product: 40S ribosomal protein S13
Exons: 5
Coding region: 119-574 (151 amino acids)
Biological process (GO): translation
Cellular component (GO): cytosolic small ribosomal subunit; ribosome; nucleolus
Molecular function (GO): small ribosomal subunit rRNA binding; structural constituent of ribosome
Source: RefSeq, a predicted model, not a curated record
AACCAUACUAUAAAUACCAUCAUUCUCGACCCACAUUUGAUUCUAGGGUUUUCAAGCAGCAGUCAGUCAUCACUCAACCGGAGCGGCAGCAAGUAACGGCCAUCACAUCUCCGUCACCAUGGGUCGAAUGCACAGCAAAGGAAAAGGUAUUUCUGCAUCAGCCAAGCCAUACAAGAGGACUCCUCCAAGCUGGUUGAAGAUCUCCGCUCAGGAUGUUCAGGACAGCAUCUGUAAGUUUGCAAAGAAGGGUCUAACACCAUCACAAAUUGGUGUUAUUCUUCGUGAUUCUCACGGUAUUGCUCAGGUGAACAGUGUGACUGGAAGCAAAAUUCUCAGAAUUCUCAAAGCACAUGGGCUUGCUCCUGAGAUUCCUGAGGAUUUAUACCACCUGAUCAAGAAGGCAGUUGCGAUCAGGAAGCAUUUGGAGAGGAACCGUAAGGACAAAGAUUCCAAGUUCAGGUUGAUUCUUGUUGAGAGCAGGAUUCAUCGUCUUGCCCGUUACUACAAGAAGACCAAGAAGCUUCCCCCUGUCUGGAAAUACGAAUCAACCACUGCUAGCACCUUGGUGGCUUAGAGAAGUGUUAUCCGGAGGAAGGGGUUCGAUUUUUGAGUUUUAUGUUAUGUUUUUUAGUUGAAAAAUUGUUCUUUGUUUGGAACAUGGAAAGAUUGUGUUGUUUGAAGAACUUGUUAGAAAUGUAGCAUCAAUUUAUGCACUUUUCAUACCUUAUGUCUAUUGGGAGUUAUUAAGUUCUAUCU